AUGACGACAAUAUUCAUCUCCCUUUUCUUGGUAUCUAUAGUCUCCUCUGCAGUUAUUCAACUUCGGCCCAAAGUACAGGCAAUGUUCCCUCUUCUCAAUACAUUUUAAAUGAAUGAUAUUCAGACAGAUGAGGUCACAACAUUGGCUCCUUGGCAUUCACAAACAGAUUCAUCUGCAGAAAGAGUUCGAAGGCAGUAUCCGUAUGGGAUGGGCAACUAUGGAAUGUACAAUGGGUACAAUGGAUAUGGCGGAUAUGGAGGUUACGGAUACGGAUCACCGGUAAGACACAUUUGUAAAUGCCCCUAUUUCUAGUCAUAUCUUCAUCAUUUCAGUACAACUACGCCGGAUACACAGGCUACCAAUACCCGUACUCGAAUGGAAUUUUCCCGCUUCAAGGAGGCUACUAUCCCGGAAGCAUUGUCGGGUCCGGAUCGAUAUGGGCCGCCGGUGGAGGACUUGUCGGGAACAUGCUCUCCUUUUUAAUCGGGUAAUAUUGCAAGCUAUUAGUGCGACCAACAUGUCCAAGUGUACGAAUAAAGAUUUUCUAGCAACUUUUCGUUUUUUUGCUGCCCGUCUAGGCUGGUCGAACAGGCGAUUUUAGGCGCCUGUGUCUGUUUUCUUUACAAAAAAGUGAUUGUCCUUUCCAGUCUCUUGUGUUACUGUAUACCUGAAUGGCCGUCCUUUGUGAUAACGUAAAAAAAUCGUGGAAGCUUCAAUCAAAUCUAAAACCGUCUAAUGCAAAUUAGUAUAUGUUUGUGUUAUAUCAAUGUAACACGCAACACGGUCACUCAGGUCAUUUCACAGAGCGUUAUACUUUGGAGUACCCUCCCUUGUCAAUUUUUCCCUGCAGACCUUCACAGUUUUUUGGUAUACCUCCGUGUUAAUUUACAAAUGUUUCUCAAUGAACACAGGCAGGACAAUAUGCCUAUUCAGAAUAUUUCUUGGAUAAACUUGAUUGGAAAUAAUUUUCGAAUGCAUGCAUAUGGUGCCAGUUAAUAAAAUAAUGAGAGAAUUAAUUAAGAGGCAAAAGAAGAGCAUGGUUCACAGGAAUAUCUGAGGUGGGAAUUAAAUUUAAAAAAAGAGCUCCGACAGUUUGAGUGUGACUGAAAAUGGAUAAUUCUGUCAAACUAGACAAACUAUCACAGAUUCAGUAACAAUCAUUUGUGGAUCUAUUUUAGUACUCAUAAAGAUGAAUUCAAAAUGAUCUCAAAUGCGAAUCAUGCGAAUGAUCAAAUGCGUAGUGUGUACCCUUUAGAAACGCUGGAAACGCAUUCACAACUAUGACCGAGUUAUCAUAAGCAGAUCUAAUUUCAGUUACAUAAACGAAUUUUCACAAAACAAACGGGUGAAUUAGGUCAAAUUAGCGCAAUGUUCGCACGGAAAUGGAGUCAAAUCAUCAAAAGAAAAUUCAAUUGUUAAGAUUCGAAACAGAAAAAUCGGCGUUCAACGUAAAACCGGUAAAACUGCUCAGGGAAAUCGUUAUUAACCUUAACUCUUCACCAUUUUUUUAAAAUCUCCACCAUUUUUUUUAAAAUCUCCACCAUUUUUUUAACUCUCCACCAUUUUUUUAAAUCUCCACCAUUUUUUUAUUUCUCCACCAUUUUUUAAAAUCUCCACCAUUUUUUUUAGCUCUCCACCAUUUUUUUAACUCUCCACCAUUUUUUUAACCCUCCACCAUUUUUUUUAACUCUCCACCAUUUUUUUAACGCUCCACCAUUUUUUUAACGCUCCACCAUUUUUUUAACGCUCCACCAUUUUUUUAACGCUCCACCAUUUUUAACUCCACCAUUUUUUUAAAUCUCCAUCAUUUUUUUAACUCUCCACCAUUUUUUUAAAUCUCCACCAUUUUUUUAACUCUCCACCAUUUUUUUUAUCUCUCCACCAUUUUUUCAACUCUCCACCUUUUUUUAAAUCUCCACCAUUUUUUUAACUCUCCACCAUUUUUUUAACUCUCCACCAUUUUUUAAAAUCUCCACCAUUUUUUAAAAUCUCCACCAUUUUUUAAAAUCUCCACCAUUUUUUUAACGCUCCACCAUUUUUUUAAAUCUCCACCAUUUUUUUAACGCUCCACCAUUUUUUUAACUCUCCACCAUUUUUUUAAAUCUCCACCAUUUUUUUAACUCCCCACCAUUUUUUUAACGCUCCACCAUUUUUUUAACUCUCCACCUUUUUUUUAACUCUCCACCUUUUUUUUAACUCUCCACUAUAAAAUGGUGGAGAUUUUAAAAAAUGGUGGAGAUUUUAAAAAAUGGUGGAGAUUUUAAAAAAUGGUGGAGAAAUAAAAAAAUGGUGGAGAGUUUAAGAAAAUGGUGGAGAGUUAGAAAAAUGGUGGAGAGUUAGAAAAAUGGUGGAGAGUUAGAAAAAUGAUGGAGAGUUAAAAAAAAUGGUGGAGAUUUAAAAAAAUGGUUGAGAGUUCGAAAAAUGGUGGAGAUUUAAAAAAAUGGUGGAAACCAAAAUGGUGGAGAUUAAAAAAAUAGUGAAGCGUUAAAAAAAUGGUGGAGAUUUUAAAAAAAUGGUGGAGAGUUAAAAAAAUGGUGGAGGUUUUAAAAAAAUGGUGGAAAUUUUAAAAAAAUGGUGGAGAAAUAAAAAAAUGGUGGAGAUUUUAAAAAAAUGGUAGAGAUUUUUAAAAAAAUGGUGGAGAAUUUAAAAAAAUGGUGGAGAGUUAAAAAAUGGUUGAGAGUUAGAAAAAAAUGGUGGAGAUUUUAAAAAAAUGAUGGAAAUUUUAAAAAAAUGGUGGAGAAAUAAAAAAAUGGUGGAGAAUUUAAAAAAUGGUGGAGAGUUAAAAAAAAUGGUGGAGAGUUAAAAAAAUGGUGGAGAGUUAAAAAAAUGGUGGAGGUUUUAAAAAAUGGUGGAGAAAUAAAAAAUGGUGGAGAUUUAAAAAAAUAGUGGAGCGUUAAAAAAAUGGUGGAGAGCUAAAAGAAAUGGUGGAGAUUUAAAAAAAUAGUGGAGCGUUAAAAAAAUGGUGGAGAUUUUAAAAAAUGGUGGAGUGUUAAAAAAAUGGUGGAGAGUUAAAAAAAUGGUGGAGAAUUUUAAAAAAAUGAUUGAGAGUUAGAAAAAUGGCGGAGAGUUAAAAAAAAUGGUGGAGAGUUAAAAAAAUGGUGGAGAGUUAAAAAAAUGGUGGAGAAUUAAAAAUGGUGGAGAGUUAAAAAAAUGGCGGAGAGUUAAAAAAAUGGUGGAGAGCUAAAAAAAUGGUGCUGGAAAUUUUAAAAAAAUGGAACGAAAAAAAUAAAAAAACGAAAAAAAUAGAAAAAAAUAAAAACAAACAAAUAUAUAAACGAAAAAAAUAAAAAAACGAAAAAUAAAAAAACGAAAAAUAGAAAUGAAAAAAAUGAAAAUGAAAGAAAAAAAGUAAAAUGAAAAAUUGAAAUGAUAAAAAAAUAAAAAAACGAAAAAUGAAAUGAAAAAAAUUUAAAUGAAAAAAUUUAAAUGAAAAAAAUAAAUAAAAAAACGAAAAAAAUAGAAAUGAAAAAUAGAAAUGAAAAAAAGGGUAGAAAUGAAAAAAACGAGACGGUAACUGAUACAAUGAUUAUUUCUGCCUUUAUAUACCCCUGCAGGGGUGGCAACUUAGUGUAGUUAGUGGGCGUGGCCACUGCACCAGGCUUUUCCUUCUUCCUGUUGUGGGCGUGGUAUACUUUCCCAUCAGACUCCUUUGUCGGCAUCUUAUAACCAAUCUCCGCCUUUAAUUAACACCGCAGGUGUGGGAAUGUGAGCUUCAAGCGGAUUUGCGGCAAGGUUCAAAGAAGCUGACUUAAUUACAGACGGAGAUUAGUAAUAAGGACUCCGAUGGGAAAGAACGAUUGGAAUUUCGAAUAGUCAUGGCACCGUGCCAAGAGGAUUCGGAAAAAGAGUGAUAAGGAACUGAAAGAACACAGAGUCGAUAGUCCGAUCGGUCUGUAAUCUGGACCCAACAUAAGUAUGGUAACACAUUAAUAACCUUAUCUAUCUUUUCUCAGUCUUGUAAACAUUUAAAAAAAUUGGAGCAUUUGCACAAAAGUUCAAGAGAUUCAAGGGAUAACGAGGGAUCGGCAGUCAAUUGGAUGGGUUAUUCAGAAGUACUUCAGUAGCCGACGAUCACUUUCUCGCCGCCUUCCGGAUGUCUGCAGCGUCCACGCAUCAUUUCUUCGUGGCAGAAGAAGUCUCUACUGGACACGUCGCCUCAGCCGGAGACGUCGUGCCGUCGCCGCCACACCUGCCCAUCGAAAUUCCUGCAAAAAACGACUGAAAUCUCGGAAUUUCGACCACGUCUUAGACCCAAUUUCACAAUUUAGGCGAACCGGAGUCUCGGGAGUCGGUGUCCUCCUCGAUGACCGUCGUUGUCAGAGCUUUGACUAAAAAAAAACGCCCACUGUGCUUCACCAUCAUGCUCCACAGCGCCUCGUUAACGAAACGAGACCUGAAAAAAAGAUCCGGCGAAGAAAACGAGAUCCGGCGAAGAGCUGCACAUCGGGCAUUGGGCAGGGAACAAGAACAUUGAAAAACAUUGGUUUUAUGCAACUUUUGUAGGAAAAACCCUCAAAAUUUUGCAUUCUCUAAUGAAAACCGUCAAAACGCACACAGCGGCAAUCGGAGCGAGUUUUUACUUUUGCAGCAGCUUCGCCGCCUCCUCGUUCGCCUUCUUCGAGCCCUUCUAUCCGUCGCCGUACACAAAGAUGCCAUUGCCCGUCAUGCGUCCCUUGUCUCUUUUCGACCUAUAGGUUUUCAGGGAGGAGGUUGAUGCUCAAACAGGGAGAAGGUUGAUAUAUUUAUAAUAGAAUCAGGUGACACCAUGUUGCACCUUUUGACAACAUUCCUUAAUCUAGCAUAGCCUGCCAACUUGCAAACGCAGCCAAUUCGAAACGAAUUAGAAACGCGUCCUUGUCGUAUUAUAGGGGCACCGCACAGAAAUGGCGCUCUGUUGAGAAACUCUUUUUGCAGUGCAAAUUGAGCGACCUCGGGGUCGAGUUUGAAAAGUUAGGCCACAUUUUCAGUGGAAAAUUAUUUCGUGGCCUAGAAAUUCGGCCACAUUGCGAACAGCGCGCCCUUUCUGUCCGGUGCCCCUAUACAUAAUAGAACGAAUUGACACACGGUUUUGUGUUGUAAUAAAGGUUUUGAAUAAACCACAUAAUAUGCUCACGUUUUAUUUAAAACUGUUGUGAACUGCUUCUGCCGGAAAAUGCAUAAGUCGAAAGAUACGUUCAAUUUUCCGAUGAUCAAAAGGCUUCAACACACACAAACACACACUCAGAACUCCUUCCAGAAGCUUGCUCCUACGCCCUUCUCCGUUUUGCCCUGAAGGCGUUUGACCUUCUUCUCUCCUCCUCCGCCUCCGUAUUCUGCUUCUUCCAUUUUGUGUCGUGCCACUCAUCCAGCAUCUCCGCUCGGAAAUUAAACUCGCGUCUUCUUCUAUUCCUUUUCUACCGUUGUCACUUUGUGUUGCACACAAAACUAGUCUUCCAUGUACCUAUCCAUCAUUCAGGAUUUGUUCCAUGAUUUCUUGCUCGUCUUUCUACUUCACUUUGUCAAGAAAAAGAGAGUGAAUGUGCUCAAAACAUCAUAAUUUUCUCCUCUUCGCCUUCUUUUCAAUGGCUCAUCUGAUUAGGCGAGUGGCAAUUCAAUCUGACUGAAAAGCGGACAAAAGUAUUGUCGAACUCGUCCCGGUGUUCAUUCAAAACAAACUCCACGAUGAUUAAUUCUUCGGCUCCACAAAGUCUGCGAGCCGUCUCGUGUUUUUCCAGUUUUUCACUGAAAUGUAACGCCUGAAGUGGUUUCACUCUCUUGCGAUUGCCACAUCAUCCUUCUUGAACACUUUUUUCGAGCAAUACGAGUGGAGAAAAUCGCAGUUCAAAAACAACGCAAGCAAGUAAAGAUGUGCGCAAUUUUCUGAAAAUCCUGGCAAAUGAUCAAAGAGUGUUACUCUACGUCUGGCUCUCGGAAACCAUAGACAUUCCCCAUAUUCCCAUAUUCUUGCUUUUCUUUGCUCCGCUCACUUCGAUUAGCAUGUUUGGUCUCAUUACAAUUCAGGCAAUCGCUUGUGCUCUGGAAGCGAGGCUCGAGCGCCGCGCGCUUUUUUUUCGCAUCCACUCACGCAAAUGGUUCUUCUGUCGUCUCGCCGCUUGGUUUUUAUAGUUUGUUACAAAUGUAUCUGAAAUCUAUCGUGAUGCCGUACAAUAAUUAGCUUUCUUUUCUCGUAGUGACUAUGGAAAGGAUGAAGAAUGCAAAACAAAAAGCAAAAACGGCUUCUGUUUCGUCUUAUUAAUACAACGCAAAACUUGAAAAUAGGAAUGAAUCCGAUUUAGAGCGUUAGCAUCAGCUCGCACAGCACGCAAGCGCACUUUAAUAUUCCCAGUCGCGUUUUGAAAUGAGGGCGCGAGCACCUAGCCACAUUCUUUAUCCCCCUGAUUCCAGAAAACAGAAAAACGUGGCUUACUGCCUCAUUGACGGCUAUAAAUAUGUACACCUCUUUUCUCGCCAAUCCCCCUCCCGCUCGCCUAUUUUUUCCAUUUUUCUCAUCUUUUUCUGAGAAACCUCUGCUGCUUCUCCUCCUCCUCCUCCAUCUUAUUAGCCUGAUUCCGAUUUGUGCAAGCCACAUGCAUGUGUACAUGACUUUUUUUUCUGGAAAUGUCACAUUCGAAACAUUUUGCUUCUUUUUCUUUUGAUUGGUACUCAUGAGCCAGUCCGUCGUCGACGAGGCCGUGGGGUUCGUCAUCGUGUGCGCGUGUCCUAACCGGAUUUGACAAUUUCGUGACGGGAGAAGGGUCUGCUUACUAAUUUGAGGCGAAUGCUUGAAAUUUGAGUGCCCGAACUGUGAUCAACUUUCACACUAGUAGUUUAGAGUUUUUAGAGAUUAUCCACAUUCCAGAAGCAGAUAGAUUUCAUAGUGAAGCACAAUUUCACAACGAGCAAAUUUUCUAGACAAUUAGUUCGCACUUCCUAAUCACUCUAUGUCUACGCUUUUGUUACGACAUAAAGUCCUUGCUUUGAAUUUUAAAUCCGUCUAGACACUCAGUUUUCACACUUCCACAUGUACCUUCUGCUUGCAAGAUUGGCUUCUCUCGAACUGAAAUUAAAUGCUUCUUCCACUGGCGACGGCGCCAAACAAAAGGGAGGAGCGCGCUCAUAAAUUUGAAUUCGCGUGUUGUCAAAUUUAAUUUUGCCAGAAGGGAGAGAAACCUUUCUCUCUGGAGACCUCUUGUUCCAUUAAUUGUGGCCUAUGGCCUUCAUGCUUCCGCAUUUCGCUGCAAAGUUUAAACAAGGUUGAUUCAAAAGUGGCCUAAAAGUUAGGCUUAAUUCUCGUUGAGAUGUGGUUAAAUUUUGAAAAGCAGUGCCGAUAUAUAUGUCACUUUCCAUCAGUCGCUCCCUUUUUCUCAAUUUGUGCUCUCAAUUAUUUUUAAUCCCGCCAGUUAACCUAUUUCUUUCUCCAGUGUAUGUACUAGUGUUAAGAUGAUCGCAAAAAGCGAAUGAUGAAGAAGAAAGGAAAAGAAGAUACAGCAUUUUUCAGUAAAAUGUUGCUUCAUAUUAGUUUACGUUUACCCAUCCUUCCUCGUCUUCUUCUCACUUUUCGGGAAGACUCUGCAGACAAAGAAUAAACAUAUUUACAGAAGUUAGAAAAACGGAAAACAGAUCUCCACUCAUCUCCUCGAAGCGAGUCGCUCAAAGAAAAAUCCUUUUUGGGCGCUGAACGUCAAUGUGGACCGGCUGGAACUAAAUUCGGGAAUCGGGUUCAGGUGAGCGAGCGAACAUUUUGAAACUGAGUAGUUCAGCAAUCGAGUUUCACAAACUCAUAGAUAAAAUCCUAAAAUAACAGAUUGACAAUAAAUGUCUCUUUCGUUUGGGAAUGCUUCUUAAUAUCAAAAAACGUUCACCGAUCAAAGUUCACACUGACCAUCCUCGCGACUUGUCACAAACACAGCUAAUACGACACAGUAGCUCUAAUAUUUCCUCACUUCUCUUUUUGCUCCACUCUUCUUCAACUUUGGUAAUCUAAUCUCUCUUUCAGAUGUUAUCAGCGGCUAUCGUGGAGCACGCGGCUCUCGGCUUCGCGUUCGCAGUCCUCUCACUUUUUGUGUUGGCAUUUGCUGUCAUUGCCGUCGUUCUGCUAACAAUCUCCCACUCAUGUUGGUAUAAAUGUGGUUGGUUUCAUUCAUGUUCAUUAUAUUCAGUUUCACACAUACCGCCGGCAUUCUAUCAGAUGUGCACUUCUAGCUGACAGAAAGGAACACACAAGUAGUGCAUUUCUGUUCGAAUGUUUACGGUUGCUUCUCACUGUGAUAUCACACUAACACACUCAGUUAAACCAAUGUUUUCGUGUACCUAGACCAUCUUCAGUUUCAGACGCGGAAGGGGAUCCGUUGAUGGAAGACUACAACAGUCUAUUUACGGACCCUAAUUUGGAAACUGGCGAACCAAUCGAUACUGUUGUCGGAUACACUCCCAAACAUGCCGAUAUUGUGUAA
Molecule: messenger RNA, 8432 nt
Organism: Caenorhabditis sp. 36 PRJEB53466
Lineage: Eukaryota; Metazoa; Nematoda; Chromadorea; Rhabditida; Rhabditidae
Source: the annotation of a GenBank genome assembly